GCUGCGGCGGCGGCGGCGGCGGCGGCGGCAGCCGUGGCGGCUUGGUGCUGCGCGGGGUCAGCGGCGCAGCGGCGCCCCUCGCUCGGCCGCGGCUGCGGCGAGGAGGAGGAGGCAGGAGCGGAGGGCCCUCCCACGAGCGUCGUCGCCUCGCGCCUGCGGGCAGGGUGGGAGCGCGGACCCCACGGGCCCCGGCCCCGCCCCGAGACCCCCAAGCCGGGCCGCGCACAUGGGCUAGGGGGCGGCAAAGAUGUUCAGCUUCGAGGGUGACUUCAAGACGCGGCCCAAGGUGUCCCUCGGCGGCGCAAGCAGGAAGGAAGAAAAGGCUUCUCUUUUACAUCGCACUCAGGAAGAGAGAAGGAAGAGAGAGGAAGAAAGGCGAAGAUUGAAAAACGCAAUAAUUAUCCAGUCAUUUAUUCGAGGAUAUAGAGACCGAAAACAACAAUACUCCCUCCAAAGAAGUGCGUUUGAUCGCUGUGCCAAUGCAGCGCAGUUGGGUGGCACCUUCUCCCUGGGCAGUGGCCCCAAUCUUACCGUCCUGGUGAGGCAGCUUCUGUUCUUUUACAAGCAGAGUGAAGACUCAAAGCGUUUGAUAUGGCUGUACCAGAACUUAAUCAAACAUAGCUCUGUGUUUGUCAAGCAGCUGGACGGAGCUGAGAGACUGACAUGCUUGUUUCAAAUCAAGAGGCUGAUGAGCCUCUGUUGCAGGUUGCUGCAGAACUGUACUGAUGACAGUUUGAAUGUUGCUCUCCCGAUGCGGAUGCUUGAGGUGUUUUCCUCUGAAAACACUUAUUUGCCUGUCCUGCAGGAUGCCGGCUACGUGGUGUCAAUCAUUGAACAAAUAUUGCACUACAUGAUUCACAGUGGAUAUUAUAGGUCUCUUUAUUUGUUGAUUAACAGCAAGCUUCCAUCAAGUAUUGAAUAUUCUGAUUUGUCUCGAGUUCCUAUAGCAAAAAUUUUGUUGGAGAAUGUCCUAAAACCAUUGCACUUUACAUACAACUCCUGUUUGGAAGGUGCAAGGCAGCAAGUUUUCUCAGCCUUCACAGAGGAGUUUCUGGCUGCACCUUUUACAGAGCAGCUCUUCCACUUCAUCAUCCCGGCAUUAGCAGAUGUUCAGACCGCUUUCCCUUUUGCGCCUUUUCUGAAUGCACUGUUGUUACUAGAGAGUAGAUGUUCAAACAGGAGUGCUGGAGCACCAUGGCUUUUCUAUUUUGUUUUAACUGUUGGUGAAAAUCAUUUAGUGUGCUUCAGGAUGUUUGAGUGCAAGGAGACCUGGGAAACCCAGGCAGUUUCCAGCUUACUGGUUAUACUGUCCGUCAUGGAGGUUCCAUACACAAUGCCACCCCAUGGGACACUCUCUGAGGAGGGCCUGCUGGUAUAUCUACAUGUGCUCCAGACCUUCCUUUCCCAGCUGCCUGCCUCGCCUGCCAUCACCAGCUCCUAUGACACCUCCAGCGACUCUGAGGAUGAGAGUGAGGAGGCCGACCAGCCUACCACCCCAGAGGACGGCCGGCUGUCCACUAAAUAUAUCACUGAGGAGUGUCUCAAGAAGCUGGACACAAAGCAGCAGACCAACACCCUGCUGAACCUGGUGUGGCGGGACUCGGCCAGUGAGGAGGUCUUCACACGGAUGGCCUCCAUCUGUCACACGCUAAUGGUGCAGCACCGAAUGAUGGUGCCCAAAGUCAGGCUUCUCUACAGUUUGGCCUUCAAUGCCAGGUUUCUGCGGCACCUUUGGUUUCUUAUCUCUUCCAUGACAACACAGAUGAUCACAGGGUCCACAGUGCCGUUGCUCCAGGUGAUAUCCCGGGGCUCACCCAUGUCUUUUGAAGACUCAAGUCGAAUCAUCCCACUCUUUUACCUCUUCAGCUCUCUGUUCAGUCAUUCACUGAUUUCCAUACAUGAUAACGAAUUUUUUGGUGAUCCUAUAGAAGGUCAGAGGCAAUCGUCCAUGAUGCCUUUCACGCUGGAGGAGUUGGUCAUGCUGUCUCGCUGCCUUCGUGAUGCCUGCCUAGGAAUCAUCAAGCUGGCCUACCCGGAAACAAAGCCAGAGAUUCGCGAGGAAUACAGUGCUGCCUUCCGGAGCAUCGGUGCCACGACCAGUUCUGAGAUGCAGCAGUGCAUUCAGAGGGAACAGAAACGCUGGGUUCAGUUAUUCAAGGUUAUCACAAACCUAGUGAAAAUGCUGAAGUCCAGAGACACCAGGAGAAACUUUUGUCCUCCAAAUCACUGGCUGUCAGAACAAGAAGACAUUAAAGCAGAUAAGGUCACCCAGCUGUAUGUGCCAGCAUCCAGACAUGUGUGGAGGUUCCGACGGAUGGGGAGGAUCGGCCCCCUGCAGUCCACUCUGGAGGUGGGAGUAGAGUCCCCACCACUGUCGGUGUCCGAGGAACGACAGCUUGCCAUCCUGACAGAACUGCCCUUUGUGGUCCCCUUUGAGGAGCGUGUGAAGAUCUUUCAAAGGUUGAUUUAUGCAGAUAAGCAAGAAGUUCAAGGAGAUGGUCCAUUUCUGGAUGGAAUUAAUGUCACAAUAAGAAGAAACUAUAUUUAUGAAGAUGCUUAUGACAAACUGUCCCCAGAAAAUGAGCCUGAUUUGAAAAAGCGGAUUCGUGUGCACCUGCUGAAUGCCCAUGGCCUGGAUGAAGCCGGCAUCGAUGGUGGUGGUAUUUUCAGAGAGUUUUUAAAUGAACUCUUGAAGUCAGGCUUUAACCCCAACCAGGGGUUCUUUAAGACUACUAAUGAAGGGCUUCUGUAUCCCAGCCCUGCUGCUCAGAUGCUUGUGGGAGACUCUUUUGCCAGGCAUUACUACUUCCUGGGCAGAAUGCUGGGAAAGGCUCUCUAUGAAAACAUGCUGGUGGAGCUGCCCUUCGCAGGCUUCUUCUUGUCUAAGCUCCUGGGAACCACUGCAGAUGUGGACAUCCACCACCUGGCUUCCCUGGACCCUGAGGUCUACCGGAACCUGCUGUUCCUCAAAAGCUAUGAGGGCGAUGUGGAAGAGCUUGGACUGAACUUCACCGUGGUGAACAAUGACUUGGGAGAGGCUCAGGUGGUUGAAUUAAAAUUUGGUGGAAAAGAUAUCCCUGUGACCAGUGCCAACCGCAUUGCCUAUAUCCAUCUGGUAGCUGACUACAGGUUGAACAAGCAAAUCCGCCCGCACUGCCUGGCGUUCCGACAGGGCCUGGCCAAUGUCGUCAGCCUGGAGUGGCUGCGAAUGUUUGAUCAGCAGGAAAUUCAGGUACUAAUUUCUGGUGCACAAGUUCCCAUAAGUCUGGAGGAUCUGAAAUCCUUCACAAAUUAUUCAGGAGGCUAUUCUGCUGAUCAUCCUGUGAUCAAAAUCUUCUGGAGAGUUGUGGAAGGUUUCACUGAUGAAGAAAAGCGCAAGUUGCUCAAGUUUGUAACAAGCUGCUCGCGGCCUCCUCUCCUGGGCUUUAAGGGCCUCUGUACCUGCUCCUGGGCUUCACCAACCUUGUGCAUCCUGAAGCCUGCAGCACCUAGGCCCACAUUCUGGAACCCAGACAGCAAUGCCCACAGGAAGAGGCCGAUGCCCCACUCCACACCACACCCACGUGAGCUUCCUAGUACUGUCUGCAUCUUCAUGUAGCCAGCAGGACACCAGCAGCCUGCUGGUGCAGCGUCCCCAGGGCAGUCUCAGGUCAGCCCGGGCACAGGAUGGCCAGUCUGGGCCUCUGAGUUUCCACCCCUUUCCUGCACUGCUCACUAUGAACAGGGCCCAUUGAGGCAGAGUUGAGACCUUGGCCCAGCUCCUCUAUGCCCCUGGGUUCUGGGUGCCCAGAAGCAAUAGUUGCUCUGAGACAGCACCAGGUCCCAGCUGGACCUGGGUGCACUGCUGCUCCGGCUGCACCCCAGAAAGACACUGCAGCCCCACAGCUGACACCAGGGCAGGUACUCCCCAAAGCAGUGUCCUGGCUGCAGGUGCGCUGGUCAGUACCCUCUGGAUGACAGCCAACCAAGGAGCCAAUAGCCUGGAACCCCACAGCUCUUUCACUGCAGACAGGCAGGCACCGUGCCUCAGUUUCCCUCAGAACAUGGCAAUGAAUGCCCAUGCUGUAGGCAUGACCAGCUGCACAUAGCAGUUUCCCUAUCACAGGGUAGGGACUCCCAUACUUGGCCCAAAGGGAAAAACCACCCCUUCCCUUACAGGUGACUCCUGAUACCCCCUUGCAGGUUCAGAGCUGUGGCCCAGCAGAACAAUAAGAACAACAAAAGCAUUUCACAGGGCUGGACGUGGGGCCCAGGGCCUUGUGCAAGUGCUGUACAAUGAACCACACCCCAGCCCCAAAGACAGAAAAGAGCCAGGUGUGGGGGAAGCCACCUAGGAUCCCAGCACUUGCGGGACUGAGGCAGGAGGAUGGCCAUGAGUUCACAGCCAAACGGGGCUACAUAGUGAGUUCAAGCCUGGCCUGUUUCAAAAACCAACAUAGGCUGAGGAUGUAGCUCAGUGGCACAGUGCCUGUCUGGCAAGUAUAGGUCAUGAGGUCCAUCCUGGUACUGAUAAAUAAAUAAAUAUAAAUUAAAAAGGGAAUAAAAUAAAUAAAUAAAAUUUUUUUAAAAAGGGAAUAAAUGUGUGGUUCACUAUGACAUAGAAUACAUUUUACCACAUACUGGUCCAUUUCCUUUUCUUCCCUAAAACACUUCUGAUAUUUCUCAAGCUCUUUCCUUCAUUGUGGAUUUCUAAGGUGCUUUGUUAAGAAGUGGAGACAGCUCAGUGGCUGAGUCCUCAGGAAGCAGGAAGGAGCCCUGAGUUCCAUCCUCAGUGCAAACACAGCCUUGUUUACUAAGGACCUCAAGCUGAGUGCCACUGGUGAGGACCAGAGACCGCAGGCUGGGGUCAUCAGCCAGGGCUCACAGCACUGGUAGCACAAGUUCCUUGCCUGGGAACCUGUGCCCCUCUGCAGAGCCUCUUCUUGCUCUAGCUCCUGAUCCUGCAGGAUGAGAAAGCCUCCACCUAGGAAUGUGAAACCUUUUUUUUUUUUUUUUUUUUAAUUUUGAGACAGGGUCUCACUAUGUAUCCUCGAACUCACAGUGAUUUUCCUGCCUGAGCUCCGGAGUGCUAGAAUUACAGGCAUGCACCACCAUGCCUGGCUGUGAAUAUGAAAUCUUUGUGUUAAGUUCUUACAGUUCGGGGCUGGGGAUUUAGCUCAGUGGCAUAAGUGCCUGCCUUGCAAGCAGGCAGUUGUGAGUUUGAUCCCUGGUACUGAUAAAAAUGAAAAAAGACAAAAAAAAAAAAAUUCUUACAGUUGUUAAAUUCUUCCAGAACUAGGGAACAGGGUUUUAGCUCAGCAGCAUAAGUGCCUGCUUGGCAAAUGCAAAGUGGGUGUGAUCCCUCGUAUCCCCCCAAAAAAAUUCUUCCAGAACUAUAGUCCUUUCCCCUGUGUACUUUUUCUCCUUUUUAUGUGGUACUGGGGAUGAACCCAGGACCCUCAUACUGAGCUACAUCCCUAGACCACUCAUUCAUUCAUUCAUUCAUUCAUUCAUUCAUUCUCUUAUUUUUUAUUUAUGAAACAGAAUCACACCUGAGUAUAGUGGCGUACCCAGCCUUUGGGAGGCUGAGGCUGAGGCAGGAGGAUCUUGCAAGUUCAAGGCUUGGGCUACAAAGUGAGCUCAAAGCCAGCCUGAACUGCAUAGUGAGACCUGUAUCAAAAAGACAGAAAAAAAGAAAGAAAAGUAACAGGAUCUCACAAAAGGGCUGAAUUACCCAGAUUGGGCUCCAGCUUACAUUCUUCCUACCUCAGCCUCUCUGACUCUGAGAUUACAGGUGUGCACCACCAAUCUGCCUCCUUUUCCUGUUUUCUUUUUCCUGUUUUACCACUUUCUCAACUGACUCUCACAAUUCAGAGGCUCACACAGGUUUCCUGAAAAACCAGCCCUGUGCAGGGUGGAGGUGGUGAGGAGCAGCUCCUGGCAGUGCCCAGAGGCAUCCACUCUGUAUCUGGGUCGGCAGAGGUGACUGCAUUCAGGGGUGGCACAGAGAGCAGGGCCAAGGGAGCUGGCAGAAGACUUCCUGCAGUGGCUCCAGUACAGGGCACCAUAGGGACCAGCUGCUGGGCAUGUAGUUCUGUGUCUAUGUGAGAACAGUACUGAGCAAAGAGCUUGACCAUGGCUUGUACUCUUUCUUGUUAUUGAAGUUUGAUUAGCACAUUGAGUCUCCAUGGGGAGGUGGCACCUGCGCUGAGGCUCAGAGGUCCUCAGAGGCCCGAGGUCUGUUCCCUUGCAAGCCUUUAGGCCACGCUGUCCAGGUAAAACAUGGAGGUUCAAAUCCUUGGUGCAGGCCUCAUCCCACCCUGACCUUGCCACUCUCUGGCUACCUGGCCUCUGGGAGAAGCCCAGACUUGCAGUGGUAGGGAGGCUGGCCUGGUGCCCAGUGCACGCCUGUGACCUGCUAGGAGCCUAGGGGUGGUGCCCAACCCCGUCAGGUCCUGGGAAGCCUUGGGUUCAGCCAGAACACCCAAGGAAAUGUGCCUCAGCAUAGCACAAGGCCCACCAGGACUGACUUCUGUGUGUGGUCAGCUGUGGGUGCCCACCAGGCACUGGGCAGGGCUCAGCUGGAGGCAGGGCUGGCUCAGGCUGCAGGGCACCUCUGUCCUCUUCCCCAGUGAUGGGGUUCAUGGCUGCCUGAGCUGGUCUGCACCUGGUGUUGUGAGGCCCUGAGUGCCAUCAUGAGGCCAGGCAGGACAGACAGACGUGGACCCAGCUGCAGACAACAGGUGGCCCUGCUUCCACAGAUGCCACUACCCAGGACAGAGCAGGUUGUAAGGCUGACAGGAACAUGCCCUGGCGGACCUUGAGUCAUGGGAGGAGGGCCUCCUGGGAGCCUGAAGCCUCCUGUCCUGCCAGUUGACAUCCCCUCUGGGGUUUCUCUGGGAAAUCCCAGGUGCUGCCCAGACCCGCUCCCCUGGAAAACCCGGCUCCUCCCUUCUCUGUCUCAGUGAGACUGCUCAGUCAGCUUAUUCUGGUGAGUGUGAAUGACUGUGUAGCCAUGACUGAGAGCCUUGCCCAGGGCUGGGGAGGAGGCCUGGAGCCCAGAAUCCCCUAAGUUAAGGAAGUUUGGGAGAUGAUUCUUGAGGAUUGGUGCUGCCUGGCCUGUCUUGCAUUGGAGAGGUCCGGGAAUCAGAGAGCCUGGGGCUUUCCAACAGUGAGGUCCUGGAGGGUGUGGGCAGAGUCCAGCUGGCAAGGCAGACAGGUUUCCCGGGGUGUGGCUAGGCCCAAGGCCAGUGGGCUCUGCAGUGCACCACAGCUCAAAAGCACUUGUCCCCAACCUCAGCCUCCCCACACCACUGUGGAGUCUGGUAAAGGCCUUGGGAGGAUCCAGCCACAGGGGAGGGUCAGCACCAGAGGAGGGUGGUGGAUGGUGAUGCCUAGGGCCAGUGAGUGGGAGGCAGGUCCCUAGACCAGCAAACGCUGCAGCAGGGGAUUCUGACCUAUGGUUGACACACGGGAGUGGUGAUGCUGAUGGAGCAGAUGGCCAGAGGACAGUUUGGAGAGAUGGUGAGUGGCAGGGCCUGCAUGACAGGGACAGGUAGUUGGUUAUUAAUGAGAUUAGAGAAAUUUAAAGCUGGAGGAGGAAAGUAAAGAUUAUAAAAUGGGGGUUGGGGGUCUGGGGAUUUAGCUCAGCAGCACAAGCACCUGCCUGGCAAGUGUGAGGUUGUGAAUUCGAUCCCCGGUACCAUAACAAAAGGAAGAUUAAAAAUGUAGCAAAGUUUGGCUGCUGCAUGGGCACAUGCUCAUGGUUCCAGUGUUCAAGAGGCUGAGGCAGGAGAAUCCGUGGACUCAAAGCCAGCCCAAGGUACACAGAGUGCUCAGGGCCAGCCCAGACUACAUAGUAAGGCCCUAGCUCAAAACAAAAUUAUGGGAGAAGAGACCAAGAUGGUAGAGCAGUAGGCAGCAGAGAAAACAGACUCUCUGAGAGUCACCAUCCAAACCCUGGAAUACGGCAUCGUGAAGGAGACAGAGAGGGAAGUGGGUCCCCCGGACCCAGGAAGAAUCUGAAGUGCCAACUGAAGCCCACCAGAGAGUGAAGAGAGGAACUCCAGCGAAGGAGGAGGUGCCGCCAGCAUUUUCUCCCUGUACCAGGGAGAAGUUCAAACCUGCAGAACCAGAGUAACUAUGAUGGCAGCAUAAGCACCUGUUUGGCAAGGGCAAAGUUGACAAGGAUAAGUGAUGGCCAAUGACCCCAAGGGCCCCUGCAGAGAGCUGUGGGGGGCAGCAGAUGUGGGGGACUGCACGGCCUGGCAGUGAGUGUGGAGAGCUCAGUCCUCCUGUGGGAGAAAGCCUUUAGCCGGGAGGCAUCUUGGAGCUGGGCUGGCCUAGUCUAGAACUCAGAACCACUGCUGGCUCUGUCUAGCAGCUCCCAGGUACGCUAGACCCACAGAAAUUGCUUGGAUGGCAGCGAGCCCAAUGAGCAUGGUCUCAGGGCAGCCUGCUGAGAUUUUCCUCUACCCAGCCCAAAAACUUCUGCUGGCUUGCUGGGAGAGAGAGCUGCAUAAAUCAGGACUCUUCCUCCACAGGUCGGCUACUAGUGAAACCAAAGAAAACCCUGUAAGGGGGCUUUUUCUUCUCCUAAGUUUACUUCUUCCUUCUCCUCCUCCUCUUCUUCUCUUUUCUUGUUUCUUUCUUUCUUUUUUCCCUUUCUUCUUCAUUGUUUGAUCUUGUUUUCAUGAGUGUGAAUGCAGUUCCUAGCCUCUUCAUGAUUGUGGUUCUGUUCUGUUCUUCCUUUUAUCUCUUCCAUCUCUUUUCCUUCAUUCUUCUGCACCAGUUGCCCAAAGUUGGUGUGAUCCUCCUUUGUCCUCCAACCUUAUUCCUAAUCUCUUCCUUUUCUUAUACUUCUCUAUUUGCUCAUUAGUCCAUUUUAAAUUUUAACCUCGGUGGGCAAAACUAACUUGUAUACUGCAUAUAAUUUUCUGGUUUGUUUUAGAUUUUAUUACAUAACCACAAACCUAGUUCAUACAGUUAAAAGUGGCAAAUUAAAUUUUGUCAUUCUCAAGGCUGUGUUUGAUGCCAUUGGUACCACUACAGCCAAAAGUGACAUAAUUGUUCUAAACAGCUGUUCCAUGGAAUUCCAUGACUGAGAUUGACUAAGGGUCACAGAAAAUAUGGUAGUACAGUGCCAAAGAGGCAGGGACCAGGCCAAACAAGCAACAACUUCUCAUCUCCAACAAACUGAAGAGGUCAGAUCUUCCAACAGACUCAAAACUCAAAACCAGCUAUAUCUGGAAGAUACCUCAGAGAAGUAGUAAUCACAGAGGGAUCCUAAAUACUAGCAAUAAAGCAACCUAGCAUAAACAAUUUACAAGUAUCACCCCAGGAAUUAAACUAAAAAAAGAAAGAAUGAAAAGACACUUAAAAUGCAACCCCAGACAUCAAGUUCAUCAGAUGCAAAUCUAGGGGGCAGGGAGGUGGGACAGUCUGAAAGCCUCCUACCUGGCCUCCCUGUGGUGGUAGCAACAAAGCAGUUAACUGAAGCUCUGGAAAAGAUGAAAUCAUAAGAAUCUCUCAGGUAGUGGCUGGGGAUUUAGCUCAGUGGCAUAAGCACCUGCCUUGCAAGCAGGCGGUUGUGAGUUCGAUCCCUGGUACCGAUAAAAAGAGAAAAAGAAAAAAAAAAAUUAAAAAAAAAAAAUCUCUCAGGUGAAGAUCGUGCUUUAGUGACACUGGAGCAGAUACAGACAAAAAAAAAAAAAAUAGAUGGGUUUAGAAAAUUAUGGAAGCUUAGCAUACAAAGGAAAUGGAAUCCAUAAAACGGAAUGAAGCAGAUAUCCAGGAGAAUAAAAAUCCCACUGAUAGUAUUCAAAGUAGAUUAGGCCAGUGUGAGGACAGAUCUCAGAAAUUGAAGACAGGCUUUCAGUUAACAACCAGGAAAAGGAAGAUUUCUCAAAAAUGGCAAGGGACCAUGAAAAAUCAACCAGCAGCUGCCAGAUGAGACAAAGAAGAAUAAGAUUAAUUGGAGUCAAGAAAGAAGCACAAGAUACCACAAAUGAUAUUAAAACAGUAUUCAAAGACAUCAUGGCAGAAAACUUUCCUGGUAGAGAAAAACAAUUAGACAUACAAAUAAAUGAGGCAUAUAGGACUCUUAUUAGCCAUGAUCAAAAAAUUCUAUAUUGGGCCAGGGAUUUAGCUCAACGGCAUAAGCACCUGCCUGGCAAGUGCAAGGUCGUGAGUUCGAUCCCUGGUACCAAAAAACAAACAAAUAAACAAACAAAAAAAUUCUAUAGCCAGAUACAUCAUAGUCAAGACUCCAGAAAUUCAACACAGGAAUGGAAUCUUAAAAGCUGUCAAAGAGGGGCUGGAGAUUUAACUCAGCGGCAUAAGCGCCUGCCUUGCAAGCAGGCAGUCGUGAGUUCGAUCCCUGGUACCAAUAAAAAGGAAAAAGACAAAAAAAAAAAAAAAAAAAAAAAAAAAAAAAAAAGACACAACACACAAAUCACCUAUAAGGAAAGCCUGACAAAUCACAGCUGGCUUCUUGUACAAACUCUCAAGUCAAGAGAGCGUGGAGUAACACAUUCCAAUUUCUAAAAGAAAACAGCUUUCAACCCAGACUGAUGUAUCCUGCAAAAUUAUCUUUCAAAACUGAUGGAGAAAUAAGAUACUUUCAUGACACAGAACAUCUGAGGACAUGUAUAACCACCAAACCAGCACCCCAAAGUGUUCUGAAGGACAUUCUAGAAAGAGAUAAUAAGGACUAUAGCUCCAUGAACCCCAACAGAAGGAAUCCACAAAAAAAAAAAAAAAAAAAAAAAAAAAGGAAUCCACCAGGCUAGGCAAACAAUUGUUAAAGGGAAAAAGUGGGGUGGGGGAGCCAACAACAGGAAAAUAACAUGACAAGGAUAAGUCGAUCCACAUCAGUUAUAACCAUCAAUGUUAAUGGUCUCAAAUCACCAGUCAAAAGAAAUGGAUUGGCCUAAUGGAUCAAGAAGCGAGAUCCAACAAUAUGCCACUUACAAGAAACACAUUGAAUUCAAUAAGAAAUUCAUGAACUGAAAGUCAAAGAUUGGAAAACAAUACUCCAUGCAACAGGAACUCAGAAAAAAGUAGGGGUAGCUAUUCUUUUUGAAGACAAAGUGAAUUUCAAGGUAAGACUGAUUAAGAGAGAGAAAGAAAGAAGGUCACUGCAUCCUAGUAAAGGGAACAAUCCAGGAGGAAGACAUAACAAUCAUAAAUAUAUAUGCACCAAAUAUGAGUAUACUUGACUGUAUGAAACAAAUACGGACAUGAAGAGUCAAGCCUUUAUAUGGUCAGAUUGGGAGAUCUCAGUACCCCCACUGUCUAGUGGAUAUCUGUAGGGUGUUCCACCCCUCAACAUCAGAAUACAUAUUCUUCUCAGCUGUACUUGGGAUUCUCCAAAAUAAACCACAUACUGGCCCAUAGAACACGCUUAAGUAAAUGCAAAGGAAUGGAAAUGACCCUAUGCAUACUAUCAGACCACAGUGCAAUGAAAUUGGAAAUCCAUGGCAAAAGAAACUGCAAGAACUACAUAAACAUCAAAAUUAGGGGCUAGGGAUUUGCUCAGCAGCAUAAGCACCUGCCUCGCAAGCAGGCAGUCAUGAGUUCGGUCCCUGGUACCGAUAAAAACGAAAAAAGACAAAAAAAAAAAAAAAAAAUUAAAUAGCACCCUGCUGAACAGCCAAUGGGUCACAAAUGAAAUUAAAGAAUUAGAGUUUUUGUAAGUGAACAAUGAUGACAGGAUGACACACCAGAACUUGAGACACAGUGAAAGCAGUCUAAGACGGAAAUUUAUAGCAGUAAAUACCCAUAUCAGGAAAACAGAACAAGCGCAUAUCAACAACUAAUCGUGAACCUUGGACUUCUACAGAAAGAACAGGCUAAGCCAAAAGCUCACACAAGGGAGGAAAUUAUAAAGAUCAGAGCAGAAAUUAACACAUUGGAGACUAAAAAAACAAUACAGAGAAUCAAUGAAUCAAAGAGUUGGUUCUUUGAAAGAUUAAAUAAAAUUGACAAACCCUUAGCCAACCUUAUUAAAAAGAAAGGGAAGACUCAAAUCCAUGCAAUUAGGAAUGAAAAGGAUGAAAUCACCAUAGACCCUGCAGAAAUUUAGCAGGUCAUCCAUACCUACAUUGAAAACUUGUAUUCUUUUUUCUCCUUUUUUCAAAAUCCAUUUUAAUUCAAGAAUAAAAAGAAAAGGGGCUGGGGAUUUAGCUCAGUGGCAUAAACACCUGCCUUGCAAGCAGGCGGUCGUGAGUUCGAUCCCUGGUACCGAUAAAAAUGAAAAAGACAAAAAAAAAAAAAAAAAAAAAAAAGAAUAAAAAGAAAAAAGAAAGAAAACUUGUAUUCUAAUUAGAUGGAAAAUGCAGAAGAAAUGGACAGAUUCCUAGAUAUAUAUGAAUUACCAAAACUCAAUCAAGAUGUAAAAAUCCUAAAUAAACCAGCAUCAGUCAAUGAAAUCAAAGAAGUAAUUAAAAACCUAUCAAUUAGAAUCCUUUGGGGGGAAAAAAAAAACCUAUCAACAGAGAGAGAAAAAUCAGGGUCUCCCAAGAAUCAGCCAUGCUGGGACUUGGGGGAGCAACCACCAAAGCAAUGAGCCAACCUUCCUGGUGAGCAACACAAGCUGCAGGCGUGCCAGGGAGAGGAAAGCCAGCCUCUCCCAUGAGCCUACAAGUGCGUGGGCUGAGAAUGAAACAGCCUUCCCAGUUGUCCCCCAAGUAGCGUGGUUCCCCCAUCCCCAUUAACAACCAGAUGGUGUUGAGGACAGCCAGAGUUGAUAGCAACUAAGGCACAUAAAGCAAGUAAAUGCUUGUACCGUUGGAUUGAUUCUGCUGACCUGAGGUCAGAAGUCUGAGCAUCUCUUGGGAGAAUGACAGAGUGCAGUAUAGCAAACAUGGGGGAUUUCCUUUUGUCUUCUCUUUGAACGCAGAUGUUGUUUUCACUGUUUUGCUUUGUUCUGAUUAAUUGUCUUGCUCUAUUCAAUAUUGUCUUUUGAUCGGUUUAUAGUAUUCUGUUUUUGGUUUGAUUUUGCUAUACCUGAUUGAAUGUACAACUACUGUGAAGAUAACAAGAUACACUAUGGAAUCUAUAACUGGUAUCCUGGUGUCCUGCCCUAAAGUUCUGUACCAAUUUCACUGCACUGUCUUGAUUGGCUUUGUUCUGUCUGGUUUUGGUGUAUUUUCCUACCUUUAAAAACAAAACGAAACACAGACUGGGAAUUCAGCUCAGCAGCACAAGUGCCUGCCUGACAAGUGCAAGGUUGUGAGUUCAAUGCCUGGUACCAAAAAUAAGUGAAUAAAUAAAUAUGAGAAGUUUAAGUAAAUAAAUAUCUCCUAAAACAAAACAAAAUGAAACAAUCUAUCAACAAAGGAAGCCCAGACCCUGACAGAUUCACUGUGAAUGAAUUCUAAAGAAAUUUAGAGGAAACCUAACACCAUUACUUCUCAAACACUUUAAUGAAAUUGAAAGAGAAGCAAUAUUCUCAAAUUCAUUCCUAGAAGCAAGCAUUACUAUGAUACCAAAACCAGAGAAGGACCCAACUAAAAGAAUUACAGGAAAAAAAAAAAAGAGAGAGAGAGACAGAAUUACAGGCCAGUCUCCCUAGUGAACACUGAUGCAAAAAUCCUCUGUAAGAUAUUGGCAGACUUGGGCUGGGGAUUUAGCUCAGUGGCAUAAGCGCCUGCCUUCCAAGCAGGCAGUCGUGAGUUUGAUCCCUGGUACUGAUAAAAAGGAGAAAGACAAAAAAAAAAAAAAAAAAAAAAAAAAUACUGGCAAACCAGAGCUGGGGAUUUAGCUCAGAGGCAUAAGCACCUGCCUGGCAAGUACAAGAUUUAUGAGUUCAAUCCCUGGUACAAAAAAAAAAAAAAAAAAAAAAAAAAUGGAUACUGGCAAACAAGGCAGCAAAUUGUCAAGAAGAUUUUACACCAUUAUCAAGUAGGAUUCACCCCAGAGUUGCAGGGAUGUUUCAACACACCUAAACCCAUAAAUACACCAUAUUAAAGGAGCCAAGGACAAAAAUCACGUGAUCAUCUCAAUAGAUACAAAAAAAACUUUUUUUUUUUUUUUUGUCUUUUUCCUUUUUAUCAGUACCAGGGAUCAAACUCACGACUGCCUGCUUGCAAGACAGGCAUUAUGCCACUGAGCUAAAUCCCCAGCCCCUAGAAAAAACCUGACAAAGUCCAGCACCUAUUCAUGAUAAAAAAACCCUACAGAAAAUUAGAAAAGAUGGUUUUAAUCUCAAUCUGAUAAACGCCAUCUUUGGCAAACCAGCAGCCAACAUCAUACUAAAUGGGCAAAAAUUGAAAACUAUCUCUCGGGGCUGGGGAUUUAGCUCAGUGGCAUAAGCGCCUGCCUUGCAAGCAGGCAGUCGUGAGUUCGAUCCCUGGUACCGAUAAAAAUGAAAAAGACAAAAAAAGAGAAAAAAGAAAAAAGAAAACUAUCUCUUUAAAAUCAGGAAAAAGAUGUCCACUGUCUCCACUCUUAUUCAACAUAGUCCUGGAAAUUUUAACUGGAGCAAUUAGACAAGAGAAAGAAAUAAAAGGAAUAAAGACAGGAAAGGAAAGCCAGGCGUGGUGGCUCAUGCCUGUAAUCCCAACACUCAGGAGGCUGAGGCAGGAGGGUCAUUGCAAGUUUGAAACCAGCCUGGACUACAAAGUGAGCUCAAGGCCAGCCUGAACUGCAUAGACAGACCCUGUAUCAAAAAGACAAAAAAAAAAAAAAAAAAAAAAAAAGGGAAAGGAAGAAGUUAAACUAUUGUUAUUUGCAGGUGACAUGAUACUCUACAUUGAAGAUCCCCAAAACUCCACUAAGAAACUGGUAGAUUGGCUGGGGAUUUAGCUCAGCGGCAUAAGCGCCUGCCUUGAAAGCAGGCAGUCGUGAGUUCGAUCCCUGGUACCGAUAAAAAUGAAAAAGACCAAAAAACAAAAAAAAAUAAGAAACUGGUAGAUUUAGUAAGCAAAUUCAGUAGUAUAGCUGGCUACAAAGUCAACAUUCAAAACUCAACAGCAGGGGCUGGGGAUUUAGCUCAGCAGCAUAAGCACUUGCCUUGCAAGUGUGUGGUUAUGAGUUCGAUCCCCAGUACCAAUAAAAAAGAAAAAGACCAAAAAAAAAAAAAACUCAACAGCCUUCCUGUACCCAAAUAACAAAACUCACUGAGAAAAAUCAGGGAAACAAUGUGUUUUACAAUAAUAUCAAAAAAAUUGAAAUAUCUAGGAAUCAAUCUAAUGAAGGAUGUAAGAGACCUCUACACUGGUAACCACAGUGCUCUGUAAAAGGAGAUUGAAAAGGAUACUAGAAAAUGGAAUGAUAUCUGAUUCGAUUGGUUAGGAAGAACUAAUACAGUGAAAACUCUUCCAAAACUCUUACUACAGAUUCAGUGCAAUCCCAAUCAAAAUUCCAAUAGCAUAUCUGACAGAAUUAGAGAAAAUAAUCCUAAAAUUCAUCUGGAACCAGAGGAUACCUAGAGUAGCAAAGGCAAUCCUGGGCAAAAAAGACAAGAUAGGACAUCACAAUCCCUGACUUGAAAUUAUACUAUAAAGCUACUGUGAUUAAAAAAAAAAAAAAAAAAACAGCACCGUAAAACAGGUAUAGUGGUGCAUGUCUGUAAUCCCAGUACUUGGGAGCUGAGGCAGGAGGAUCCCUGCAAGUUCAAGGCCAGCCUGAGCUACAAACUGAGUGCAAGAUCAUCCUGAACUGUAUAACAAGACUCUGUCUCAAAAAGCACCCCCCCCCCAAAAAAAAAAGGUGUGAUAAAAAACGGACUCGGAAUAAAAAAAAAAAACCAGACUCAAAGAUCAGUGGAACAGAUUAGAAGGAGAACAACUCCAGAUGCACAUGCCAAAGAUUAAAGUUGGACCCAUAUCAUCCUCUUCUCCUUCUUCUUCUUCCUCCUCCUCCUCCUCCUCCUCCUCCUCCUCCUCCUCCUCCUCCUCCUCCUCCUCCUCCUCCUCCUCCUCCUCCUCUUCUUCUUCUUCUUCUUCUUCUUCUUCUUCUUCUUCUUCUUCUUCUUCUUCUCUCCCCCUCCUCCUCCUCCUCCUCACCUUCCUCCUCCUCCUUCUCCUUCUUCUUCUUUCCGUCUUUUUGAGACAGGGUCUCACUAUGCAGUUAAGGCUGGCUUUGGGCUCACUUUGUAGCCCAGGCUGAUGUGGAACUUUCAUCGAUCCUCCUGCCUCAGCCUCAGGAGUGCUGGGAUUACAGGAGUGUGCCACCACACCUGGCUGGACUCAUAUCUUUUACCUUGCAUUAAACUAAAUUUCAAAUGGAUCAAAGGUGUUAGUAUUACAGCAGAAAGAUUAAAUCUGCUGGAGAUUUAAAGUAGGUAAAACUCUUGAAGACAUUGGUGUAGGCAAAGACUUUAUGAAUAAAACCCAGAUUGCACAGAAACUGUCACAAAGAAUCGACAACUGGUAUCUCAUCUUACUGAAAUACUUCUGCACAGCAAGAGAAAACACCCAACAGAGUGAAGAGACCACCCACAGUGUGGGAGAAAAUGCUUGUCAGCUGUUCCUCAAAGGACUGCUAUAAAGAGCUAAAAAAAAAAAAUUAGUCCUCCCAGGUUAAAAAACCCAACCCAGGGGCUGGGGAUUUAGCUCAGCAGCAUAAGUGCCUGCCUUAUAAGCAGACAGUCAUGAGUUUGAUCCCCGGUACCGAUAAAAAGACAAAAAAAAAAAAAAAAAAAACCCAACCCAAAAUGGGCAUCUGAGGGGCUGGGGAUUUAGCUCAGUGGCAUAAGCACCUGCUUUGCAAGCACAUGGUCGUGAGUUCGAUCCCCAGUACCAAUAAGAAAAAAAAUGGGCAUCUAAGAUGAAUACACAGUUCUCAGAUGAAGAACUACAAAUAGCAAAUAAAUACAUGAAGAAAUGUUCAACAUCAUUGGCUAUGUGAGAGAUGCAAAUUAAAAUAACACAGAUUUCUCCUCACCCCAGAAGGGCCAGGGAUUUAAGCUCAGCCGUGUAAGCACCUGCCUGGCAAGUGUGAGGUCACAAGUUUGAUCCCCCCACCCCAAGAAGGAAAGAAAUCAGCCAAUAACAAGUACGGGAAGGACUGUGAGGGAAAGGAAUGUGGAGUACCCUCAUGGUGUACCGUUUCUCAUCAUUGAUAAGAGUGUACAGUGGUCCGAUCAGUAUACAGACUGCUCAGAAAAUGAGGAUUGGGGAUCCCCUUUGACCCAGCUAUUCCCCAUCUGAGUAUCCUCAUAGCAGAAUUUAAAAAGUCAUACCAUGGCCAUGUAAGUGCAUCCAUGUUCAUAGCAGCACAAUUUGUAAUGACCAGAUCUUGCCCUAAAUGCCCACUGAGUGAGGAAUGGAUAAAAAGAUGUGGUACUUUUAUACUUUAGAGUACUACUCAGCCAUAAAGGACACACUGGAGACUUUUAUCAGUAACUGGAUAAAACUUGAGUCCAUAAUAAAUCAGAUAUGCAUAUGUAAGUGUCAUGUUGUCUCACGAAUGUGACAAGCUGAAAAAAACGAGACCACUGCACCGCCCCUGGCGCUUGUGCACAAGCCGGCCUCCCUGUAGCUUGCAGAUUCCUCCAAGAUCUGCAGCUCUGCUGAGGAAGAAUAUACACUCAUAUAUACAUAAAUGUAAGUAUAUGAAACAAUAUAUAUUUAUGAAACUAUAUAUAUAUAUAUACAUAAAAUAUAGUUAAGAUAGUUAUACCACUGAUUUCUCUGUACACUGAAGAGAAAGGUUUGCACUGGUAUUGUUCAAAGAGUUGAAUGCACAUGUCCUGUGCUGUGAGUGACUGAAUUGGGAGUGACAAUGUGCAAUGUGUGUACCAUUGAUGUCUCCUGAUUGUUGUUUUAUGAAAUGUUGGGUUUUUUUUUCUCUUUGAAAUAAAAUGGAUUGGAAAAGCAA
Messenger RNA from Cavia porcellus (domestic guinea pig), 17805 nucleotides. It is a transcript of the gene Ube3c, whose product is annotated as ubiquitin protein ligase E3C. Bases 248 to 3598 code for a protein of 1116 amino acids. Lineage: Eukaryota; Metazoa; Chordata; Mammalia; Rodentia; Caviidae. Gene Ontology annotation, molecular function: protein binding; ubiquitin protein ligase activity. Gene Ontology annotation, biological process: ubiquitin-dependent protein catabolic process; protein polyubiquitination. The transcript has 24 exons. The record is from RefSeq and is a predicted model, not a curated record.